This is a messenger RNA of Purpureocillium lilacinum, 1914 nucleotides long. RefSeq lists its product as uncharacterized. NCBI's taxonomy places the organism in Eukaryota, Fungi, Ascomycota, Sordariomycetes, Hypocreales, Ophiocordycipitaceae. The record is from RefSeq and is a predicted model, not a curated record.
AUGGCCACCCAGGCUCCCGACUCCAGCCAGCCCAAGACGAGCGCCCCAAAGGACAAGAACUGCCCAUACUGCGGGCAGGCCUUCACCUCGUCGUCCCUCGGCCGACACCUCGAUCUAUACAUCAAGGAGAAGAACCCCAAGCCUCCGGACGGCAUACACGAUGUCGAUGCCAUACGGAAGAUGCGUGGCGGCAUCACGAGGCGGCAUCCCAGGGGCUCGAUCGGAGGGAGGAAAGAGUCGACACCCGCGGGUACGCCCAGGCAGUCCUCGGCCAAAAGGGAAACGUCGGCUGCCGAGGCCGAGACGUUCAAGCCGGCCACCAUUCCCAAGGACGGCCAGUACGCCGUCGACUCGACCCUGAGCAAGUUCCCCUUUGUGCCCCGGUGGGAGGCGACGGGCGUCAUCAACGACAUACCUGGCAAGGGCUCCUGGGAAUCCAGCGAGACGCCGCAGGAUCCUGUUAGGCGUCCGGGCAUGCAGCGUACGGUUAGCAAACAGGCUGCCCAGAAGGCACAGUACGACGUGAAGCAGAAGCUGGCCGAUGCUAUGGACACUGCUCGGGCCGCGGAGCUUGCCCUGCGCGAGCUCCUCAGCUCUUGGCGGGCGGCCAAGCAGCACAUUGACAACAACUCGAUGCCCUUCGACUUCGAUCCCCUAUCCCUCGACUUCCCCGCCCUCACUCUUCAGUGCCUCUGCCCGCCCCCAACACUCUUCUCCUCCACCCAACACCCGACAUCGACCUCCUGGUCUGUGCAGUCCCCAGGCCAGCGCGAGUUCGGCGCCCUGCAGGCGUACUUUGAGGAGGAGUUCCGUGCCUGGAAGAUUGCGUGCGCUUCCGCCACGACAGCUGCCUACGAGGAGCUCACCUACCCGCCCUCUGGCAAUCCGCACAAGGAUGCACGCGAUGCUGUCAAGAGGGCGGAGAAGACUGCCGAGAACCUCGAGAAGCAGGUUGAAGAGCAUCUGCAAUCCGCCUACGACGUGUGGGACUCCCUCCCCGCUGCAAGGCAACAAGAGUUGUGGAUCUUGGAGCUGGCCCGCGGUGUCGGCAGGAAACACAAGGAAACGGAGAAGAUGAAGGAGCAACAGCACAGGCUGCAACAGGAAAACGCAAACCUGAAGAUGCAGAUCGACCAGCUGAACCGAUUGCAGCAGCCUCGCGAGUUCAAGCUGUUGUCGCCGACCACGAUACCCAUCGAAAGGGAUCUCAUCAGCCAUGCUUACGAACAGGGCGUCAAGGGCGGCAAGAGUGUUGGCUUCGACCUCGAGGACCGUCACCAGGAUCUCGGCACGGUCGUGACGAGGUCAAUUGAGCGCUGGAAAAACGUAAUCACGUCGACCCGUGUCACGUCGGGCGGCAUGAGUGCCCAGAAGUCUCUGGACCAGGCCGCUCAAACCCCAGGCGCCGCGAAUAGCCCCUCGCAUUCGCAGCCGCAGAGCAUCUCGCAGACGCCACAGCAGCAUCCCUCGUCCCAUCAGACCCUGAAGCGUUUGUCCACGGCCAGCACCAACGGACCCGCGAGCGAGCCCACAACGUCCGCUAGCAACACCGGCCCGCCAUCCAUCGAGGAGGAGAUGAGCGACCAGGACGCCGACGCCGAGAUGGAAGAUGACGACAGCUUCGCCAUGAUGAAUGCCUCGCCCGCCAAGGCCCCCCACGCCCCCAUGCAGCAGCAGGCGACGCUAGACGUGCCCCGGACCCGCGGUCUCGUGCAGCAGCAGCAGCAGCAAAACGCCGCCCAGGACAUGCGCUUCAUGAUGCAGAACGGGGCGGGCAGCCCCGUGGGCAGGGCCGCCAUGACGAUGAGCCGCUCCAUGCCAAACAUGGCCAUGGCGAUGCAGGGGAACCCGAUGCAGGGCGGCGACAUGGGCAUGAUGCAGCAGGUCCGUGGCGACCCCAUGUACAUGGAAUAG